GGCAAGACGAAGCCCAGCGACAAGGCUGGCGCUGCCGCCAAGGCAGUCUUGAAGGGUGCAGGCGCACACAAGUCUCGCAAGGUCCGCACCUCGACCACCUUCCACCGCCCCAAGACCCUUCAGCUCUCUCGGUCGCCCAAGUACCCGCGCACCUCCAUCCCCCACGGUACUCGUCUCGACUCCAACAAGGUCAUCCUGUACCCUCUCAACACCGAGAGUGCCAUGAAGAAGAUCGAGGAGAACAACACCCUGGUCUUCAUCGUGGACGUCAAGUCGAACAAGCGCCAGAUCAAGCAGGCCCUCAAGAAGCUGUACGAUGUCGACACCGUCAAGGUUAACACUCUCGUCAGACCUGAUGGCUCCAAGAAGGCCUUCGCCCGCCUAACCCCCGAUGUGGAUGCUCUGGACAUUGCCGCCACUAAGCUGGCCAUUGUCUAA
Messenger RNA from Aspergillus campestris IBT 28561, 438 nucleotides. Its product is annotated as 60S ribosomal protein uL23. Lineage: Eukaryota; Fungi; Ascomycota; Eurotiomycetes; Eurotiales; Aspergillaceae. The transcript is spliced from 3 exons. Gene Ontology annotation, cellular component: cytosolic large ribosomal subunit; ribosome. The annotation marks the transcript as partial. The record is from RefSeq and is a predicted model, not a curated record. Gene Ontology annotation, molecular function: structural constituent of ribosome. Gene Ontology annotation, biological process: ribosomal large subunit assembly; translation.